CUUGGUCUGUAUUAUUGAUAGCAUUAAAUGCUGGUUAUUGUUAUUGUUUUUAAAGUUACAGCUCCUAGAUUUUCCUUUUCCCAUGUUUACUUCAGAAGGGAUAGCGAAGCCAACCACCCUGUCACCCUCCCCUCAGCUCCCCUCAGCCCCGCGGCCCUCCCCACGCCGCCAUUUCCCUGCGUGCCCCGGCCCGCCCCGCAUGCGCAGAGGGUCGGGGGCCGGCAGCGGCCCGGGCAGCCUGGGCGCCGGCACCGCCGCCAUGGGCUGAGGGUGGCGGCGGGGGAGCUGUCGGCGGCGGCUCCGAGGAUGGAGAGAGCCAUGGAGCAGCUCAACCGCCUCACCAGGUCCCUGCGCCGCGCCCGCACCGUGGAGCUGCCGGACGAUAAUGAAACUGCUGUCUAUACGCUAAUGCCAAUGGUGAUGGCUGACCAGCACAGGUCUGUCUCAGAGCUGCUAUCAAAUUCAAAAUUUGAUGUGAAUUAUGCAUUUGGACGUGUGAAGAGAAGUUUGCUUCAUAUUGCAGCAAAGUAAGACUUAUUAGAGUCCAGACCAGAAGUUAACAAUGAAAGUAAUACCACAAAUCUAAGGCAUCAAUCUGUGGAUCAGUUGAAUGCCUUGUUCUACUAUUAAAAAAAGGAGCAAAUCCAAACUAUCAGGACAUUUCAGGAUGCACACCUCUCCAUUUAGCAGCAAGGAAUGGCCAGAAGAAAUGUAUGAGCAAGCUGCUGGAAUACAGUGCAGAUGUCAACAUUUGUAAUAAUGAAGGCUUGACUGCAAUUCAUUGGUUGGCUGUCAAUGGACGAACAGAAUUGCUUCAUGAUCUUGUGCAGCAUGUCAGUAACGUAGAUGUUGAAGAUGCAAUGGGACAGACAGCCCUUCACGUAGCUUGUCAAAACGGACACAAGACAACGGUGCAGUGUUUGCUGGACAGUGGUGCAGAUAUAAACAGGCCCAAUGUGUCAGGGGCAACUCCACUGUAUUUUGCUUGCAGCCAUGGUCAGAGGGACACUGCACAAAUUCUUCUGAUGAGAGGAGCCAAAUAUUUACCAGACAAAAAUGGCAUUACUCCACUAGAUCUUUGUGUACAGGGUGGGUACGGGGAGACCUGUGAAGUCUUAAUUCAGUACCAUCCUCGACUUUUCCAGACAAUAAUUCAAAUGACACAGAACGAAGAUCUACGGGAAAACAUGUUGCGGCAAGUUCUGGAACAUUUGUCUCAGCAGAGCGAGAGCCAGUAUCUUAAAAUCCUGACAAGUCUUGCUGAAGUUGCUACAACAAAUGGUCAUAAGUUGCUUAGCUUGUCAAGUAAUUAUGAAGCUCAAAUGAAGAGUCUCUUAAGGAUCGUGAGGAUAUUUUGCCAUGUCUUUCGCAUUGGCCCAUCUUCUCCCAGUAAUGGAAAUGACAUGGGCUACAAUGGAAAUAAAACUCCAAGAAGUCAGGUGUUCAAGGUCAGAAAAGUAUAUGAUGUUGUUAGGAAGAUAGACGUUAAAGAGAUGAAUUUCACAAAGCAUGCAUUCAUUAAUCAGACAUCUCAUGAACAGGAACCAUUGGAACUGCUCUGGCACUCUUUGGAUGAAUGGCUAGUUCUUAUAGCCACAGAGCUGAUGAAAAACAAAAGGGACUCUGCCAACAUUACUUCUAUUUUGCUGAAGCAAAAAGGACCAGAUCACCAGGAUGCUACUCCUACUCCUUCCUUUGCCACUGCAGGAACUGAGAGCACAAAAGAGCUAUCCACUGACACAGGGGACUCGAAAACAUAUGAAGUUGCUGGGAAGCAGGAAGCUUAUGCUGAUUGCCAGGAUGUUAUCUCCAUGACAGCAAACAGGCUAAGUGCUGUCAUUCAAGCAUUUUAUAUGUGCUGCUCCUGUCAGAUGCCUCAGGGGAUGACAUCACCUCGCUUUAUAGAAUUUGUUUGUAAGCAUGAUGAUGUCCUUAAGUGUUUUGUUAACCGAAAUCCCAAAAUAAUUUUUGAUCACUUUCAUUUCCUUCUUGAGUGUCCUGAACUAAUGUCCAGAUUUAUGCACAUCAUAAAGGCUCAGCCAUUUAAAGAUCGCUGUGAAUGGUUUUAUGAACAUCUGCAUUCGGGGCAACCAGAUUCAGACAUGGUGCACAGGCCUGUCAAUGAAAAUGACAUCCUUCUGGUUCACAGAGAUUCUAUUUUUAGGAGUAGCUGUGAAGUUGUCUCUAAAGCAAAUUGUGCAAAACUAAAGCAAGGGAUUGCUGUGCGAUUUCAUGGAGAAGAAGGCAUGGGGCAGGGUGUGGUGCGUGAGUGGUUUGAUAUUUUAUCCAGUGAAAUAGUUAACCCAGAUUAUGCCUUAUUUACCCAGUCAGCUGAUGGAACAACUUUCCAGCCAAACAGCAACUCUUCUGUAAAUCCAGAUCAUUUGAACUACUUCCGUUUUGCAGGCCAGAUCCUGGGACUAGCUCUGAAUCACAGGCAGUUGGUGAACAUUUACUUCACAAGGUCAUUCUACAAACAUAUUCUUGGUAUACCUGUAAAUUAUCAAGAUGUAGCAUCUAUUGAUCCAGAGUAUGCAAAGAACUUGCAGUGGAUUUUAGAUAAUGAUAUCAGUGAUCUGGGUUUAGAGCUGACCUUCUCUGUUGAAACUGAUGUCUUUGGAGCAAUGGAAGAAGUGCCAUUAAAGCCAGGGGGUGCAAGUAUACUUGUUACACAGGAAAACAAGGCUGAGUAUGUCCAGCUUGUCACUGAACUCAGAAUGACAAGAGCCAUUCAACCUCAGAUAAAUGCCUUUUUACAAGGUUUCCAUAUGUUCAUUCCACCGUCGUUGAUUCAGUUGUUUGAUGAAUAUGAGCUGGAGCUUUUGUUGUCUGGCAUGCCAGAAAUUGAUGUGAAUGAUUGGUUAAAAAAUACAGAAUACACCAGUGGCUAUGAGAGAGGAGACCAAGUUAUUCAGUGGUUCUGGGAUGUUGUGGAAGAACUAACUCAGGAAGAAAGAGUAUUACUGUUACAGUUUGUUACUGGCAGUUCCAGGGUGCCUCAUGGUGGCUUUGCCCAUAUAAUGGGUGGAAGUGGAUUGCAAAAUUUUACAAUUGCUGCUGUGCCAUAUACUGCAAAUCUUUUACCAACGUCAAGCACAUGUAUCAAUAUGCUCAAGUUACCUGAAUACCCAAGUAAAGAAAUCCUAAAGGACAGGCUUCUUGUGGCAUUACACUGUGGAAGUUAUGGUUACACAAUGGCAUAAUGAAGUCUAGAAAACUCAUCUGUCUACUGAUGUGCAAUUCAGAGUGGCAGAAGUAAUUCUGGAAACUGUCAAUAGAAAAGCAGCUUAGGUGCUGCAGCCCAUUGGCAGGGCUGGUUUUCAGAAUUCACACAGGAUCAUCAGGUUUCUCUCUCCAUUAUAUGUUGUCAAAGUAACUUUGAUACUGUCAAAGAACGUACAUUCUCAGUAUUCUGUAUUUUCAUUUAUUUAAAUGGCAGGUCUGUAUGGAAAUCAGUUUACAUGCUUUUCAUUAUUCAGUCUGAAUCGGGAAGUUUGUCAGAAUCUCUUUCUACAGGCUUAUUUUUGAUUUUCAACUAGAUGGUUGAAUGACAUUUGUGUCAUAGUUUAUUUUACAUUCAGAUGGCAUACUAGUAAUGGACAGACGUGUACUUUUUGCCUUGUUGCAUGUGAAAAUGCCAUUUAUUUUUUCAGAGAACGCUAUUGAAAGUUCAAUUUGGAUAUUGUACAGUAAGACAGAUCUGAUGUAUUUUCCAUUUCUUUGCAUAGCAACAAAUAAAAUUUUAUAACUUUUUAGUAUUUUAAUGUAUAUAAUAUGUAAAGAUUAGACUUACAACUGGAAAGGAUAUCAGAUGAAAUUACUAUCUAAUUUAUAUUAGAAUUUACACUAUAUUCUACUAAAUAUUUAAAGUAUUUGUGACUUUAUAGUCAACUUGCAGAUUAGAAUUUGUAAAUAUUAUUUAAGUUCUAUAUCCAUUUGUUUGUUUGAAUGCCUUUACUGUUUCCUUGACAUAAUUGUAUGCUCAAAAGUUAUUAUAAAGUUUUAAUAUUUUUAC
This is a messenger RNA of Cygnus olor (mute swan), 4015 nucleotides long. It is a transcript of the gene HACE1, whose product is annotated as HECT domain and ankyrin repeat containing E3 ubiquitin protein ligase 1. Lineage: Eukaryota; Metazoa; Chordata; Aves; Anseriformes; Anatidae. Gene Ontology annotation, molecular function: protein binding; ubiquitin-protein transferase activity. Bases 714 to 3203 code for a protein of 829 amino acids. The record is from RefSeq and is a predicted model, not a curated record. Gene Ontology annotation, cellular component: nucleus. The transcript is spliced from 24 exons. Gene Ontology annotation, biological process: protein polyubiquitination; positive regulation of protein catabolic process; proteasome-mediated ubiquitin-dependent protein catabolic process.